Messenger RNA from Olea europaea var. sylvestris, 2461 nucleotides. Its product is annotated as probable translation initiation factor eIF-2B subunit delta. The transcript has 8 exons. Bases 91 to 2139 code for a protein of 682 amino acids. Lineage: Eukaryota; Viridiplantae; Streptophyta; Magnoliopsida; Lamiales; Oleaceae. The record is from RefSeq and is a predicted model, not a curated record.
GCGUCACCCGGCGGCGGCUGCAUUUUUUAACCCUUAAACGCUCCACAUUACAGUAGGAAAAUAAUAAUAAUAAAUUAUUUACCUUCUGAAAUGGACCCUCGCCGGGUUCCCCGAAAUGUAACCGACCCGAAAGUCCGGCAAGUCGGGUUCUUCGCACCCGUGGCCCCACCCGAUGACGUCUUUACGUCGGCCUUACCACCUCCAAUCACUCCAUCUCCUCCGGUCUCCGGCAACUCCUUGUCCCCCGUCAUGAUCCCCCCGCCGCGACACACCACCUCCGACAACGCCCCACUCUCCCCACUCAACGCUGCAGCUGGCGACUCUUUCAUUCCCGUCGGCAGUUACGAGCCGUGGGAAUUUUCAUCCCCUUCAGCAACCGAGGACUUCUCCGAAGACAACUUUUCCAAAGACUCAGGCUGGAUCCUCAAUGAGAAGUCUGGUAAAAUUGCCACUUCAUUACCCACAGGUGGUGCGGAUAAAGCCGCCGUGAAACAGAAUACUCAUGCUGCCGGUGGAUUGGUCCUUGGCGUUACAGAUGGAGGGCCACCUUCAGAGGUGCAGAAGGAGCUUCCGCCAGCUAGUUCCAUGCCGAAAAAAGAUAAGACGACAAAGGCCGAAAGACGUGCUGUUCAGGAAGCUCAGCGAGCCGCCAAAGCUGCUGCUAAUGCUGAUAGAAGUAAGAAGUCUGCUGCUGCUUCAGCCAAUGCUAAUACAAAAAAGGUUGCAAAGGCUUCUACACAAAAGAAAGACAGCUCUUCAGUUGCAACUUCUGAGAAAAGAGGUGGUGAUCGUCAAACAGAUAAAGAUAGGAAGAAAGAUGUUCCUCAUUUACGUGAUGGAAGUAAGAAGUCUGCUGCUGCUUCAGCCAAUGCUAAUACAAAAAAGGUUGCAAAGGCUUCUCCACAAAAGAAAGACAGCUCUUCAGUUGCAACUUCUGAGAAAAGAGGUGGUGAUCGUCAAACAGAUAAAGAUAGGAAGAAAGAUGUUCCUCAUCCACGUAUGCAGUUUGAUGAUGAGGGCAGAGUUGAGAAGGCAAAGAAGCGUUCUAUGGUAAAACAAACUGAAUCCAGGAACAGAGUUGAACUAUUUAGACAUCUACCUCAAUAUGAACAUGGAACUCAGCUUCCUGACCUUGAAUCGAAGUUCUUUCAACUUGAACCAGUUCAUCCUUCAAUUUAUAAGGUUGGGCUGAGGUUUUUAACUGGGGAUAUAUCUGGUGGCAAUGCCCGCUGUAUUGCAAUGCUUCAGGCAUUUCAAGAGUCAAUUGAAGAUUACUCUACUCCACUGGAUAAAGAACUUACCAGGGACCUCCCUACAAAGAUAAAUGGUUAUGUUUCAUUUGUAAUUCAAUGCAGGCCACUUUCAAUUAGCAUGGGAAAUGCAAUUAAUUUUCUUAAAUCCAAAAUUCUUGAAUUACCUUCGACCAUGUCUGAGUCAGAAGCCAAAGCCAGUCUUCUCUCAGAUAUCGACCGCUUCAUAAAUGAGAAGAUAAUUCUAGCAGAUAAAGUAAUUGUGAGGCAUGCUGUAACAAAAAUUAGGGAUGGUGAUGUCCUUCUCACAUAUGGGUCAUCCUCUGUUGUAGAAAUGAUAUUCUUAUGUGCCCUAGAACUUGGCAAACAGUUCCGAGUUGUGAUUGUGGAUUCACGACCAAAGCUUGAAGGGAGGAUGUUACUUCGUAGGUUGGUGGGAAAGGGUGUUAGUUGUACAUACACCCAUAUAAAUGCUGUUUCUUAUAUCAUGCAUGAAGUAACACGAGUAUUUUUGGGUGCUUCAUCGGUGUUUUCUGAUGGAACUGUUUAUUCGAGGGUCGGCACUGCAUCUGUUGCUAUGGUUGCCCAUCAGUUCCAUGUUCCAGUCUUAGUAUGUUGUGAAGCAUAUAAGUUUCAUAAAAGGGUUCAACUUGAUUCAUUAUGCUUUAAUGAACUUGGCGACCCUGAUGCUAUCGCAAGGGUUUUUGGUAAAGAGGAUAUUAAUUAUUUGGAUGAUUGGGCCAGUAGCCAAAAUCUUCAACUUCUAAAUCUGAAUUAUGAUGCAACACCUAAAGACUACAUCUCAAUGAUCAUCACUGAAUAUGGCAUGAUCCCUCCAACAAGUGUUCCUGUUAUUGUUCGAGAGUACGGAGAACAUUUAUUGACAUAGAGAUGUUUGCUCUGCUCCUGACUUCUCCCCCAAGAUCAGACUGGCAGAUGAGGAAGCGAUGUGGAGAACUCUGCUGCAACAUCAUACAGUUUAUUUCUUGUUGAAUCUUUCUUAACGAUUUGCAUCUCAAAACAUACUUUUCAUUUUGGUUUACAAUUCUAGCUACUCAUGAAGAGGGCGAAUCGUCUUCCUCUCCAGGCAGUUCUGUUCAGUGUGUUUUAGGAUAACAGAUUUCUGUAAAUUUAGAGCAACACCAGCAACUUAGAUAUAACAUUUAUAAUACAUAUGUACAUAUAUAGAUGGCCAGCUUGCUUUAGUCUCA